Molecule: messenger RNA, 1574 nt
Organism: Rotaria sp. Silwood1
Lineage: Eukaryota; Metazoa; Rotifera; Eurotatoria; Philodinida; Philodinidae
Source: the annotation of a GenBank genome assembly
CAUAUCUCAAGCUAAUCAAUUAAUUAAAUUAUUAUAUUCAAUUGUUCAACAACAACAAACUUUUUUUAUCAAAUCGAACAUAAAAUAAAUUUGUUUUUCUUUCUCAAACCUUCAUCAUGUUUUUUUCAUCAUAAGAUUUUCUUAAUCGAACUUUUAACUUUAUCUUUUGCGUUUUUCCCCGUUCAUGCAUUGAAAAUAAAAAGCCUUUCGACAAUUGAAACUAAUUCGAAACCUAUUUCAAUUUGUCAAUGUCACCUUUUUGAUCAGUGUAGCAGCGACUAGCUAGAAGUCAACUAUGAUUAGUUUACUUUCGGUAAUAGACAGAGAACAGUACUUAGCUAAAUGUUACGUUAGAAUCUAUGAUAAGAGAACCGUCAGAUUUGUUUUACUCAUAUUGAUUUGUAUAGGAAAGAGACAAUCAACCUGAUUAACAAUCAGAUUUGAACUAUAUUUUAAUAAUAAUUGUGUGUUGAGAAUUGAUAUUAUCGAUUGGAAUUAGAUGUAAAUCAAAUAAAUAGUUUGCAUUAAAAUGAACAAGAGACUUACAAGACAAAAAAAAUUCUAUUAGAAAUCGAGAGAUAAAUCCGAUAGAUGAUUUUCGUGACGAUUGAUAAUCAGAGAUAAAUAAAUGAACUCGUUAAAAGAUUUUUCAAUUAAUCAAUUUUAGAUUUUUAUUAUUUCAACUAAUAAAAAAUAUUCUCAAAUUUAUAUUUUAGACAGAGACAAUUAUCAUCACUAUCUUUUUUUUUUAUUAACUUAAACAAAUAAAUAUUUAUUUAUAUUUAUAUCAGACAUUGUUUUUGUUUUUUUAAGUAUACUUUUUUUUGAUAAAGAAUAAUAAUUAAAUUAAGAAAGGAAUUUUUGUUUUUGGUUAAAGAUGUUUUCUCGUUAAAUGAGAAUAUAUUGAAUUAAAUAUCUGUAUGAUAUUGACAUUUAUUUAAAAUGAUCGUUGAAUGAUAUAUAAGAUUUAAAAUUUUAUCUAAAGACUUUUAAAAAAAGAACUAACUUAGAUUUUGACAUUUUUAAGAUUAUUUUUUGUUUUCUUUUAUUAUGAAACAAAUCGUUGAAUAAAAUAAAUAUUUUCUCUCGAUUAAAAUAAUAUUCGAUAUAUAUAUAUAUAUGAUUUUAUUUUAUCGAACAUUUUUUAAAAAUAAUCCGUUAGAUAUAUAAAAAUGAAUUUUAUUUUAAUUAAAAUAAAGAUAAUAGAAAUAAUUAAAUUGAUUUUUUCAUGAGAAUAAAAUGAAAAUUAGAGUUAUUUAGUUAAUUAAUAUAAUAUAUUAUUUAAAAACGUGUCAGUUAGAGAAAUAAUGUUCGAUUUGAUAAAAAGAAUAAAAUAAAAAUUGUUUAUUAAAAAUUUAGAUGAUCUUGUUGAACGUUUAAAUGAAUGUGAAUAUUCAUUUAAUAGUCAAUAUGAUUUAAUAGAAAAUGUUAAUAAAAUAAAUCGAAAAGAAAAUCCAUCUCGAUCAUGUAAAUCACGUUUUGAUUUAUCAUUAAAAUUAUUUUCUAUUGGAAAAAAAAACAGAUUAAUUUCAAAUGAAUUUAGUUCACAACAAAUUCAACAAUCAUUUCAAUAA